Molecule: messenger RNA, 2698 nt
Organism: Lagopus muta (rock ptarmigan)
Lineage: Eukaryota; Metazoa; Chordata; Aves; Galliformes; Phasianidae
Gene: FOXD2
Product: forkhead box D2
Biological process (GO): regulation of transcription by RNA polymerase II; cell differentiation; anatomical structure morphogenesis
Molecular function (GO): RNA polymerase II cis-regulatory region sequence-specific DNA binding; DNA-binding transcription factor activity, RNA polymerase II-specific
Source: RefSeq, a predicted model, not a curated record
CCCGCCGAGGCUCCGCCAGCAGCGAACGGGGCGCGGAGCGGCGGCUCCGGGCCGCGGAGUCCCAGCGGCGGCCGCAGCCCCUCCGACACGGCGCGGCCCCGGGCCCAUCCCGGGAACCGCCGCUAGGUGGGGGGGGGAGCCCGGCCCCGGCCGCCCCGGCCGCACAACAAUGACUUUGGGCAGCAGCGGCGGAGGCGGCUGCGGGAUCAUGUCCGAGCGCUCCCCGGAGGAAGAACCGCUCUCCGAGGUGGAGGACGCGGAUAUCGACGUGGUGGGCCCGCCCCAGGACGGGGGCAAAUACAGCGAGGACGAGGAGGAGGACGACGACGACGAAGAGGACGACGAGGAGGAGGGCGGUGGGCCGCUGGGGCUCGCCCUGCAGCGGAGCGGGGCCGCCAAGGCGCGCAUGGGGGGGUCUCCGGAGCGGCUCUCCCCCGCCGGCGGCUCGGAGCCCGCGUGCGCCCGCGGGGCCGCGCCCGGGGAAAAGGCGCCCGCGGGUGGCGGCGGCGGCGGGGGAAAGAACCCGCUGGUGAAGCCGCCCUACUCCUACAUCGCUCUCAUCACCAUGGCCAUCCUGCAGAGCCCCAAGAAGCGGCUGACGCUGAGCGAGAUCUGCGAGUUCAUCAGCGGCCGCUUCCCCUACUACCGGGAGAAGUUCCCAGCGUGGCAGAACAGCAUCCGCCACAACCUCUCCCUCAACGACUGCUUCGUCAAGAUCCCCCGGGAGCCCGGCAACCCGGGCAAGGGCAACUACUGGACGCUGGACCCCGAGUCCGCCGACAUGUUCGACAACGGCAGCUUCCUGCGCCGGAGGAAGCGCUUCAAGCGGCAGCAGCAGCUGCACCCGCCGCACCCCGAGCUGCUGCUGCGGGCCGGGGCCCGAUCCCGCCGCCUUCCUGCCCGGCUUCGCUACGGACCCUACGGCUACAACUACGGCCUGCAGCUGCAGGGCUACCCCCCGGCCCCCCCCGCACCACCACCACCACCACCACCCCGGCGGCGGGGGCUCCGCGGGCGCUUUCCCUUCUCGGCGCCUCACUGCCCGUUACCGGCUCCGCCGCCUCCCUCCGCCGCCUCCGUCUUCUCGGCCGCCUCCGGGCUGCCCUCGUUCCUGGGCGGCGAGCUGAACUGCAGGAAGUCCUUCUACCACCCCCAGCUCAGCCCUACGGCCCUCCCCGCCGCCCUCCUCCAGACCCUCAAGCCGGACCCCACGCCCGCGGGCAGCGGAGGCACCACCACCACCACCAACCCCUCCCGGCCCUCUUUUUCCAUAGACAACAUCAUCGGGGGGGCCGUGCCCCCGCCGCCCAGCACCAACCCCAGCGCCGCGCCCGCAGCGCCCUACCCCUCGGGCCAGGCGGGCCCCCCGGCGCAGCUCCUGGCCGUGCUCAGCCCCGCCUUGGCCCCAUCGCAGCCCCACGGCGGCCUGGCCCACGAGCCGCUCCUGCAGCCCGCGCAGAACUUUUCCGCUAAAAUCACAAACGUGGGCAGCUGUCAUUUUUAAAGCGUGCUGCGGAGAGGAGAGGCGAAGGGAGAGGGGGUGAGGGGUGGAGGGGUGGAAGGGAGAGUCGCGAACCAAACUGCCCCUUCCCAGCUCUCCCCCAAAUCUCCCCUUCCCUCUCCCCGCUCUCUUCUUCCUCCCCUCAAUCUCCUCCCGUUGUGUUUGAAGGUAGGAUUUUUUUUUUUUUUUUUUUUUUUUUUUGUAAUUUUAUUUCCAGGCUCUGUGGCAUCCGGAUCUGUUUGUGUCUCUUUCGUAGGCGAAAAAGAAAAACAAUUAUCAGGAGGAGGGGGGAAAAAAAAAAUAACCGUAUUUCACCCUGCCAGCACCAAAGCUUAUUUAUAAUGAGGCCCUAACGUAACCAACGUUUGUGGGAGUGGGGGGGCAGAGAAGGGUCUGAGGGUCCGAAAUAUUUUCUUUGAGAGGUUCGGGAGUCUCAAAAUCACAGCAGAGAAUGUGUGUGGGGGGGUUCGGGCUGUGCGGGCUCCCGGUGUGUGUUCACCUCUCCCCUUCUCUCAGAUAAAAUGUUUCAACGGCCCCGUCCUCUUUAUUUUCUUCGAAGCUUUGGGUUUGUCUUUAAAAGGCACCGCUUUAGGGUAUGUGUUGAAGAAGAAGAAAAGUCGGUGAAACUCAGGACUGCGGUUUAAUUAUUAUUAUUAUUAUUAUUGCUAUAUAUAUUUUUUUUUCAAUGGGACGUUCAAAUGUACGUUGAAAGCAGAUCCGAUCCGUCUCGAAGUUCAGAGAUUCCCACCCCGUUUUUUCUCUCCCCUUUUUCCGACCCCAUCCUUGCGUGGGUUUUUGGUGUAUCGGUAAUUAUUUGUAUAUAGAUUAUUCGGGAACUGAUGAGCGGACUCCUCGCUGGUUGUGCAUCCAUCAUAUCUAUUUUAUUGAGAGAGAAUCUGUGAAUCGUUUCGAUGUGGAAAAAAAAAAAAGAAAGAAAAAGGGGCGACGGCUUUUUUUUUUUUUUUUUUUUGGUCCACCCGUUGGUGUAAAUUAAUAAAUGUUUGUGACCUGGUUUUAAAAGGAGGAAAAAAAAAAGAGAGAGAGAGAGAGAAAAAAAAAACCAAAAUCCAAACAACAAAAAGGAAAAUGCCGAUGGUUCUUUGCGAUGUCCUUUGUCACGGAGCCCCGUUCGGGCCUCGGGGGGAGCGCAGCGGUCCCACCGUCGGCGCUGCGCGGUGCGCCCACAGCCGCGGGUCC